AUGCUAUCUACUUACUAUGAUCUGUCUCUGAAUGGCUUCAAGGCCCCCGCAAAGGGUGUGCGGGAAGAGGUGGUGGCAGGCGUGAGUUACGUCACCGCGCUCUCGCAUGAUGCGUUAGAGAGGAAGAUGGAUAUUAUGUUCACCAUCCUCAUGGAAAAGAUCGAAGCGGUUCAGCCUUCAGUAAAUCGUACGCUUCCUGAGUUAGAUUCCGAUGACGAUUGCUUAGGCUCUGGGGAUAUUAACUUGGAAGGCUCUGACGUCUGUUCUUCGUGGAAGACCCCAAUAAGACCGGGGGAGGAACUACUUUCUCCAUCAGAAUUUGAUUUCCUACCACAGGUAAAACAAGCUGAUCCACUGAUGCCAGAACCCAUCACACAGAUAAAGAGGGAAGGCAUCGAGUACCAGCGGUUGGGCAUGGAGGGGUGGAACCGAAUUCGUUACAAAGAAGUGGACAAACUCCUUCUAGCGGCACCAGUUUUUAGCUCACUAAAACUUAAGCUCACUAAAAUUUACAGAGUU
Molecule: messenger RNA, 519 nt
Organism: Iphiclides podalirius (scarce swallowtail)
Lineage: Eukaryota; Metazoa; Arthropoda; Insecta; Lepidoptera; Papilionidae
Source: the annotation of a GenBank genome assembly